UACUUCCGGUUACCUGUCAAACACAACUUAAGAUUACUUAAGAUUACAAAAAACAACAUCUGAAUCUUGUUUGUAAAGUUUGGAGAUCUUCUUUUAACUAGUUAUAAUGAAUUGAACGUGUAUAUGUAGUUUAUAAGAAUGACGGGCAAAAACGUUAAACGUUUGUUUAAAGGCAAGGACAACUACACAUACACCAGAUUAGGCCAAAGUCUGGGGCAAGUGCAGAAUGUGAAAAAUGCGCGUGUGUUUGUGUUUGGUGAUGAUGAUGUUGAAGAAGAUGAAAGAAAUGAUGUUGUCGAGUUUGACAUGCAGACAAUACGGGGUCGAAAAGGGGCCAAAUCACAAGUCGAUGAGGACCCUGGAGGUCCUUUGUUUGUGGAGCGAAAUCUUGCUGAAGAUGACACAUUACAGUCAUUGUCUCUUCAGUAUGGAUGCCCAAUUUCAGAAUUGAAAAGAAUCAACAAUUUGAUUCAAGAUCAAGACUUUUUUGCCCUAACACGUAUAAAGAUUCCUGUGAAGAAACAUUCCUUCCUUAUAGACCGAAUAAAGGAUGAUGAUCAAAAGGUGAAUUCUAUACGAAAAAAGGAAACUAGUCUUUCAAACGGGGCAACAUGUUACAACAGUUUUUAUGACAACGGUUCUCUUCCUGAUGACAGUAGCACGCCUACUGAUUCCGAGGCACAGACAGAUCUCAGUGAUCCAGAAAAUCAACGCGAUUUUGUGAAGAGAAUAAGUAUUAAUAGAACAUCUAGAGGACAGAGUAGAGAAGCUCAGAAUUUCUUAAGAAAGAUGGACCAAGACAUUUCUAAUAUUGUGAAAUCAGCAAGAACAGAAAGAGGCUCAUUAGAUGAGGUGAUAUCUGUGUUGACCAACAAAUCUGUCAGUCCCAUGAUUCUUCCUGAUAAGCCAAAGUCACUUUUUGAAAUUCAAUGUGGUGAAAGGUGGAAAUAUUAUAUAGUGCUUCUUAUUGUCACUGUGAUUGCAAUUCCUGUUGUAUUUGGGCUAUCUUUGUAUUACAAAGGAAAGCUGUGGUAACAAAUGUGAUCAAUGGUUAUGCACCAGUCAAUUGUAACCACGGCCCCCCCAGGGCUGGGGGUAUACAGGGGAUAGCCGGGGAAAUGGGCCGUGUUUUAACCUUUCAGGUGGCCCCGUGGUGCUGGGUGAAUGCGUUGGUUUUGUCUUCGCUUUAAAUAUAGCAGGGAAUGGGACAUACCUAGGGUCCCAUGGGUGCGGGGGCAUUUGGCGGGGUUUUUACCAUCUGUUCAUCCACGCAGGGCGGGGAUUUUAGCCGCAGUUGGCUGGACUGAAAGUCAAAGUCCCCUCUAUUCCCCGGACCUGGGGGGGGGGGGGGGCGUGGUUACAAUUGACUGGUGCAUUAUAAUGAAUGUCAUGAACAUGUUGAGUGUAUCAUUCACAUUACAAACUUGAUGUUCAUUGUUUUUCUGAUAAGACUUGUAAAUAUUUACUCAAUCAUUGUCUUACUAAUCUGUUAUUGCAUAACUCGCACAAUAAGAAACAUUGAUUUUUCUUUUAUGUGCUACUAUACAUUCAUAUAUAUACCCGGUUCAUGGUUUGAGGCAUGAACAAUAAUAGAUGAUGUGAUACAAAAUGUAAUUUAAAUUAUGUCAUAUGAGAUGGCAAUUAUAUGAUGACAAAAUUGAUGUACUUUUAUUUUUGUAUUGAAAUCAGCAGUCAGCUUAUGGUCGUAAGUAAGGUCAGUAGAAAAUAUAUCAAAUAAUCAUUUUUAACACUAAUCUGGCAGGAACUCAAGGCACUACAUGCACUAAAGGUAUUACAGCGAGGGAUUUUAAUAUAACUUGGCACAUGUGUUCAGCACAUAAAGACGACAUGUCUCGUGCAACACCUAUCUUAAAGGUCAAGGUGAUGUAGGUUUAUCAUUACAUGUAUCUGUAUCUUCAUGCACAGAGUGGUUUUGAAAUGAAUAGGCACAUGUGUUUGGUACAUGAAGGUCAUGUGCAAGACCCACAACUGUACAUCAAAAUGGAAGGUCAAACACAGAGUUUAAUCAUUAUGGAAUGCUGCAUAUAUGCACAUAGUGUAUAGUUGGUCAUGUCUAGGCUGUUACUUUGUCAUUUACAGAUGGAUUUGUAAAUUAUCUGUCACAUGUUUCCAGUACAUAAAGACGCUUUGUCGAAUGUAAGACCAAGUUCCUACCUCAAAGGUUAAGGCCACACUUAACAGGUUUAUCGUUAAGGUCGUGCUGCAAAUAUGCAUAUUCAGUUUAAUUGGCUGUGGCAGUUCUGUAACUAUGUCAUGCACAUGAUUUUAAAAUGAAUUGGCUCAUGUGUUUAAUACAUAAAUGUGAGGUGUCGAAUGCAAGACCCAAGACCCUACAUUAAAGGUCAAAUAAUUACGGAACGCUGCAUAUACAGUAUAGUGUGUCGUGACUGGGCUGUACCUUUGUCAUUUAGGGAGCCGAAAUUUGUUAUAUGUGUAUGUUUUUUUGCAUAAUAAUGUUUUAGAAAAGUGAUGUAUAAAAUAAAAUGUAAACAAAUUCUAAGGAGUUUCUGUCAACUGAUAUGAUGUGAAAGUAUUAAAUAUACUUUAAUCAAGGAAAAAACACAUCAUAAUAAUAGCAGAAUUUAAAUGUAGUAUAAAAUAUUCAUGCAAACACAUACAUUGGCAUAUUGUGGUGGAUAAAACAUUAAAUUUGAAAAAAUACAGGUUGGUUAUGUUAUAAAGUUUAUAUUACUUAAUUUUACAAUGGUAUUACAGUCUACAAAGUUUUGUGCAAAUUCUCGCUGUAAUUCACAAUUCAUGUAGUUGUAUCUAUCUCAGUGGACCUUAAAUUAGGUUAUAAGAAGGAAACAUCUUAUCGAUAAACGCUAAAAUCACAAGCCAAUAUUUCUGCUUUAUCGUAUCUGUUGCUUCAUAUUGUUUCUUCAUAUUGUUUUGACUUUGACACAUAACAUAAGCAUAUGUGAAAAUAUAUGCCCAUGUUAUGUUAUGCACCAGUCAAUAAUAACCACGGACCCCCAGGUCCGGGGGUAUACAGGGGAUAUCCGGGGAAAAGGGCCGUGUUUUUACCUUUCAGGUGUCCCCGCAGUGCUGGGUGAAUGCGGUGGUUUUGUCUUCGCGCAAAAUAUAGCCGGGAAUGGGCCUUACCUAGGGUCCCUGGGGUGCGGCGGCAUUUGGCGGGGAUUCUACCACCAGUUCGUUUUUGCAGAGCGGGGAUUUACCCAGGGUUGGCUGGACUGAAAGUCAAAGUCCCCGCUAUUCCCCGGACUUGGGGGGGGGGGGCGUGGUUACAAUUGACUGGUGAUUUAUAUGUUAAGAAGUUUUUCAGUUUUUAUGAUUAACUUGUAUUUAGGCACAAGCAAACGAUCUGAUGUAUAUUUGACUCAUCAAAAUAUUAUUCCAAUAAAAAAAGAUAUGGAUUACCAUGGAUGUUGCUAAAACAGUAAAAUGAUUAAUCCUUAAAUAGGCCUUUGAAUGAGUUCUUGUUAUCCUUUGUACAUGUCAAGGUUUAUGACUCGAUCUUAAUAACAUUUUUGUGAUAUUGGAAGGGAAUAAAUGAGGGAUACGUUAUGGUAGAAACAGAAAGGCUUUGGCAGAAACAGAUAUGUUAGGGCAGAAACAAAUAUUUUCUGACAUUCUAACAAAAUAAAUAAUUCUGGUAACAUACUGAACUGUUGAAACAGGGUCAACAAGACACACGUUCAAGUGCACGUAGGUGUUAAAACGAGAAUUUGCCUCUAUAAGGUAUCUGUUAAUGUUACAUGUCUGUCAAAAAAAAUCAUUUUAGGUUGAUUUUAGUUUCAGUAACACUUCUUUUACUAAGGAACUUUGACACAGUCUAUUCACUUUGGUUGAUUCCAUUUGGGGUACAGUCAACAUUUUGUGUGGACAAUAUUUCGGAGGGAAAAAACAACAAAAAACUCCUAACAUAUUUUGAUUGAUAAUCAGGAUGCCAACAUAAAAAUAUCUAUUUGUUCCUUUUACUGUAGAAUGGACGUAAAUGUAUUGCAUACUUUAAAAGAAAUGAUAUUUUCGAAACUUUAAUUGUAUUUUGUUUUUGUUUAUUUUCAAGUAUACAGAGCAAUUAUUUCAUGCUGGUUAUUUGAAAUGUCUAGAACUUUCUUGCUUUAUUUUUAGGCUAAGAUGUUUACACAUGUUAUUUAAAACUGAUAGAUUAUUGUUCUAUAGUGAAUUUAUAGGAUGUUUAUUUUUAUGAAACAAUAUUUGUUAGUGGUUGACCCACUUUUUCAUUGUAAUAUCAUUUGUUUGCUGCAAAUGGAUUUUUUCUGAACAUA
Mya arenaria is the source of this 4274-nucleotide messenger RNA. Its product is annotated as lysM and putative peptidoglycan-binding domain-containing protein 3-like. The coding region runs from base 139 to 1035 and encodes 298 amino acids. Lineage: Eukaryota; Metazoa; Mollusca; Bivalvia; Myida; Myidae. The transcript has 2 exons. The record is from RefSeq and is a predicted model, not a curated record.